AUGGGCGAUGGGGGCGCCGAGCGUCAGCGCGGUCCCGCUUGCCAGGAAGAAUCCGGAGACGGCGGCGGGAGCGGUGGAAACCGCGGUGGGUCGAAAGACACGCACGCUCGUGAUGGCGACCGCAGUCCAGGAGAUAUCGCGGGUACCUCGGCCUCCAGCCCGGCAGGCUCCAGGGACAACGACCGGCAGCCUGGGCCCGGAGAGACGGACCACUGCCGCCGCAUCCUGAUACGAGAUGCCAAAGGAACCAUUCGGGAAAUUGUCCUGCCUAAGGGCCUGGACCUAGACCGACCCAAGCGAACUCGUACAUCCUUCACAGCAGAGCAGCUGUACCGCCUGGAGGUGGAAUUCCAGCGCUGCCAGUAUGUGGUGGGCCAUGAGCGCACAGAGCUGGCCCGCCAGCUGAACCUCUCUGAGACCCAGGUGAAGGUCUGGUUCCAGAACCGCCGCACCAAGCAAAAGAAGGACCAGAGCAGACACCUUAAGAAGUGGACAUCCUCCUCAACCUCUGAGGCCUUCGCCACCUCCAACAUCAUGCAGCUGCUGGAGCAGAGCCGGCUGCUCUCCAUGCCCAGAGCCCCAGGCCUCCUGGCACUGACCCCUAGCUUGCCAGGCCUGCCUGCUGGACAUAGGGGCACAAACAUGGGUGACCCCAGGAACUCCUCCCCACAUCUCAACCUGCUGACCACAACCUCAAGAUCUCCCACACUGCUGUGUCCACCACCGCCCUUCUGUUUUUCCAUGGCUCCCCUCCUGGACCUGCCUGCUGAAUACAAACUGGGCUCCUUGACCUUUGAGCCCUACAGCCAUCUAGAAUGGAAAGUGGGCAGCCCCAGCAACAAGAAAGCUCACACUUAA
Molecule: messenger RNA, 858 nt
Organism: Chrysochloris asiatica (Cape golden mole)
Lineage: Eukaryota; Metazoa; Chordata; Mammalia; Afrosoricida; Chrysochloridae
Gene: VAX2
Product: ventral anterior homeobox 2
Exons: 3
Coding region: 1-858 (285 amino acids)
Biological process (GO): brain development; regulation of DNA-templated transcription; central nervous system development
Molecular function (GO): DNA-binding transcription factor activity, RNA polymerase II-specific; DNA binding
Source: RefSeq, a predicted model, not a curated record